Molecule: messenger RNA, 772 nt
Organism: Capsicum annuum
Lineage: Eukaryota; Viridiplantae; Streptophyta; Magnoliopsida; Solanales; Solanaceae
Source: RefSeq, a predicted model, not a curated record
CGGAGGUCAGUUCAACAAUGGCAACCAAUUUAAUUUUGGGAACCCUAAUUUCCAAAUUGAGAGAUUACUGAGGAUCGAAUUCCCCAAAUUUUAUGGAGACGAUAUCAAAGGGUGGAUGUACAAGGCGGAGCAAUUCUUUGAUUACAUGUCGACACCAGAGGAGAAGAAGGUGCAAACAGCGAUGAUUUACAUGGAAGGCAAGGCUCUUCAAUGGCACCAGGCAUACAUGAAGGGACGAUUGGGAGCAGUUCCUAGUUGGAGUGACUAUGGGCGAGCAAUUUAUCUCCAGCAUGCCGAUCCUUUGGGGAAGUUAGUGGCACUUAAACAAACAGGUGGUGUGCAAGAAUUUUUGGACAAAUUUGACGAGUUACUAAAUCAGGUCGACAUAACGGAAGAACAGUCAAUCAGAAUAUUCUUGGCGAAUUUGAAACCGGAAGUGGAAGUUCAGGUAAGAAUGUUGGGGCCUCGAACAUUGAUGAAAGCGUAUAAUCAAGAGAAAUUGGCGGAGCAGUCAUUAAAGCUACAAAUGGGUCACACACAGUCCUUGGUAAGGAAUUCUAGACCAUUACUCGCUAACCCACAAGGAUUCUGGGGAAGUCAAUCUAAGGGAGGAAGCAGUAGACCAGUAGACAAUACCAAGGGGUUCAACACCGUGAACAAACCACCAUACCAAGGUACAAGAAGGUUAUCAACUACCGAAAUGGAUGAGAAAAGAGCAAAAGGCCUUUGUUAUUGGUGUGAUGAAAAAUACACCCUCAAAUCACAAAUGUAG